AUGGAACAACAGCAACAACGUUACAGUUACAACCCAACUCUGCGUUGGAAUCCCGAGGUCGAUUCCUACUUGUCCCACGCUUAUGAACCCGACCAUUUCUCCCGCAUCUCCAAAGCUCUCACGCGGCCGUCUUGUUAUUCAUGUAUAAGAGUGAACACACUCAAGUCCACACCGGAUUCUGUUAUCGAAAAGCUGAGAGAUAUUCUGAAAGGGGCUUCAAUUUCCAAGUGUGAAGUUGAAGGUUUGGAGUACUUGGUGUUUGUUAAGGGCACAGGUCCCCACUCUGUUGAUUACGGGUGUGAUGAGGAUGGCAAUGUGAACCCUCCUCUUAAGGAGAUUCUUGUUAGCCGGAAAUGCGCCGAGGCGGUUCUUCGUGGUGCCGAGGUGUAUGUUCCUGGUGUAUUGGCUUGCAGUGCUCAUGUGGAGAAAGGGGAUGAGGUGGCGGUUUCGGUGUCGGUUGAGCAGCCCGGUGCUGAGGGGGGAUGGGUGGUUGGGAUCACUAGAGGGACUAUUCUGCAAGGUGCUGAGACAGAUCCUUAUCAUUUUGAACGGAGCGGGCUGUACAUCGGCAGAGGUAACGCAAUGAUGACUAGGUCUGGCAUUUUUCGUGCUCCUGAAGGAAUUGCUGUGGAUUUCAGUGACCGAGUAUAUAAUCUGCCGUCCUUUCGUGGCGUUCUUGAGGGGGAAAUAUUUCUUCAAAAUCUGCCAAGCAUUGUAACUGCUCACGCUCUAGAUCCUCAAAAAGGUGACCGCAUACUAGACAUGUGUGCUGCACCCGGAGGGAAAACAACUGCAAUUGCAAUUCUUAUGAAGGAUGAAGGGGAAAUUGUUGCUGCUGAUAGAUCUCACAAUAAGGUACUGGAUAUUCAGAAGUUGGCUGCUGAAAUGGGCCUCAGUUGUAUUACCACUUGCAGACUUGAUGCUCUGAAAGCUGUUUGUAGUAGGAAUGAAUCUGAUGAUAUAACUAAACUAUGCUGCACUAACGAUAAUCUUGAUGCAACAAUUCAAGGUUUCAACUUGAUGAAGUCAGAAGUAGAGAAAAUUGAAGUGAUUGCCGAAAAGGAUCUUAAGAAAAAUGUUACCAAUGAAAAAGCGAAUGAGAGAACUUACAUUAGCAGAGCUGACAUCAGGAAGGACAUGCGUAGGAAACGGAAUGGUCCAGGGAGAAAUCAGUGCGUGGGUGGUAAGGCUGAGAAGUCAAAAGGCUUUGCUGCCAACAGCUUUGAUCGGGUUCUUCUUGAUGCUCCCUGCUCUGCACUUGGUUUAAGACCCCGACUGUUUGCUGGAGAGGAAACAGUUGAAUCUUUGAGAAAACAUGCCAAGUAUCAAAGAAAAAUGUUUGAUCAGGCUGUUCAGCUAGUUCGCCCAGGUGGAGUUCUGGUGUAUUCAACAUGUACAAUAAAUCCUGGAGAGAAUGAAGCCGUAGUUCGUUAUGCUUUGGAUACCUAUAAAUUCCUAUCCUUGGCGCAACAGAACCCCAGAAUUGGAGGACCUGGUUUAGUUGGCCAUUUUGAAUUUCCUGAUGGAUAUACUGAGGAGUGGCUGAGACUUGGUCAGGAAGAACUUGUUCAAAGGUUUGAUCCUUCGUCUCCACUUGAUACAAUCGGAUUUUUCAUUGCCAAGUUUUUAGUUGGAUCAAAAGAGGCUGACUUGGAACAACCUGCAACUUGACAGAACUAAGAACUCAGGUUGUGUGUUCUCCAUUUAAUCUAACUCAAAUUGAAAGUCAGCCAGCUAGAAAAAUCUGUUUGCAUCGAUCUGGAAUGUCACGUAAG
Molecule: messenger RNA, 1775 nt
Organism: Fragaria vesca subsp. vesca
Lineage: Eukaryota; Viridiplantae; Streptophyta; Magnoliopsida; Rosales; Rosaceae
Product: putative methyltransferase NSUN6-like
Exons: 12
Coding region: 1-1671 (556 amino acids)
Biological process (GO): RNA methylation
Molecular function (GO): RNA binding; methyltransferase activity
Source: RefSeq, a predicted model, not a curated record